Messenger RNA from Cercopithifilaria johnstoni, 201 nucleotides. The record is from the annotation of a GenBank genome assembly. NCBI's taxonomy places the organism in Eukaryota, Metazoa, Nematoda, Chromadorea, Rhabditida, Onchocercidae.
AUGUUUGAGCAGUUGUUUGGCUUUUUCGAAACAAAUCUUGGAUAUGCAACUGUGGAUAUCCUUUCUUAUCAACCUAUAAAAGAAAAAACUCGAGUCUUCAUAAGGAUCUUAGAUUACGACUUACGACGAGAUUACGAUUUAUCCGAGUGUCCUAUCCAUGCGCGCGGUAGCAUGGUUCUGUUAUUUUAUUCGUCAUUCUGA